CUCGACUGCGAGAGGGUCAUUUGCGCGUCGUCGGCGCGCGGGCGCAAGGCACCGCGGGGGCAAGAAACGAGCCCACGGGAGCGCCUUGCUGUGCUGUGCACGGCGGGCUGCGCGGAAGCCGGGCAACCAUGCUCCGCUUGCCUCGUGCAGCUCAUUACUCUAUCUGUGACCUGCUCUGCGCGCGCGAAUUGGCGCGUCUGAGCGGAACCGCAUCGCAGUGGUCACGGAAAGACGACCCGCGUCAUGCGGCUUUCUUUGCGUGCCUCGCCGAUCGCGUGGCGCGGGCGCGGGGCGUCGCCGCGUUCAUAGACUACGAUAGACCAUGGGGUACCAUGUAUCUCGUGCCCGAAAAGACCAUUUCCUCAAUGCUCAAUUAUCUCGAGGCCGUCGAGCGCCUCGGUAACACGAAAAUUGUGGAGCAGACUACUCAUAUGCGCUGCGGCGCCGGGUUUGACCCUCUCACCGUAGACGGCCACGAGGACAUCGACGGACGAGUGGUGGCGCGAGCAAGGCUCGAGGAGAAGCCUCCCGGGUCUGGCCAUGCGAUCCUCGUCGCCGGACAGCACGUCACUCGGAUCGAGCCCCACGAGCCCUACGACGCCGUCAGCUACGGCACCGUCGUGCACGAAACAAAAUUGCCGGGAGGUGAGACCACCUACUACGUCGCCUGGCCCGACAUAACUGGUGUUCGUCAGGAAAUGAUGGGCGAGAAUGGUUGCCGCGUCGUCACGAAGCGGCCGUCUUGGGAGCCCAGACCAGCCUGGUCGCCGGCGCAGCAGAAGGAGAUAGAAAAGCAUGCAAGGCGGGUGGCCCGCCAGGACGAGGUCGCCGACCUGCUCUUCGAGGUGAGCCUCCUCCGUUACUUCGACGUCUUCACGCGACCCGAGAACGAGAUUGACGUGGUCGCGAUGCCGGCGCUCACGCGCAAGGAGUGGGCCGACCUAGGCGUACCGCUCGGGGAUGAGGUGCGCAUCAAGCAGGCCCACAGGUACCGGUACCCGGAGAUGUGGGCGUGCGAAGCGCGGUGACCCGACGGACGAAUCCUAACCUAUCCCUCAUCCGAGUCUAUAAAUUAGAGCACCAAGUAACAACGUGAUUGAAACAUGAACUAAAUUAUCCAUAAAACGAGAGAGA
Molecule: messenger RNA, 1134 nt
Organism: Pelagomonas calceolata
Lineage: Eukaryota; Pelagophyceae; Pelagomonadales; Pelagomonadaceae
Source: the annotation of a GenBank genome assembly